AUGUCAUUUAAAACAGUAUUCAUAUAUUUUUCAGAACAAGAAAAGACAUAUCCAGAGAAUAAGGAGUCCCUUACGGUACACCCGCCCCUAUCAGCCAAGGUUUGAAGGGAAAAACCUGCAUUCACGUUUCAGGUUUUUCAGGACUAUGGAGGAACAGCGUUUUAUACGGCGCCCAAAUUUUGCACUGAGGUACCAGAGGCAUCAUACAUAUCAGUGGUCCAGUCUACAGCUAAGGCGUAAGCCCAGAGCCUCUCCUCCUUCCAGACAGCAGUUCCACAAAGGCCUGAACAAGAAUAGCUCCACGGCACAUAUUGAACCCGGCAGAACAGACAUUUCUCGGCCAUCCUCUGGAAAAAGAUCAUCAUUGCCAUCUACAGUGUCACAGAAACCCAGCAACAGAGAUGCUCUCUCAUCUGUGACAUGUGCUGUGGCACGAAACAGAGCUAUACAGAAGAAACAAGAGCAGAUAGAGGAGGUGUAUCGGCAGGACUGUGAUACAUUUGGCAUGGUUGUGAAGAUGUUGGUGGCCAAGGAUCCAUCCUUGGAGAAGCCAAUUCAACUGUCUCUGCAUGAAAACCUGAGGGACUUUGGCAUGCGUUGCAUCAAGGUGUAUCGGCAGGACUGUGAUACAUUUGGCAUGGUUGUGAAGAUGUUGGUGGCCAAGGAUCCAUCCUUGGAGAAGCCAAUUCAACUGUCUCUGCAUGAAAACCUGAGGGACUUUGGCAUGCGUUGCAUCAAGGCCAUGGAGCAGUUCAUCCAUGAAUAUGAUUCCAGAGAGCUAGACACUCCAUCCACCUCCCAACUACAUUCCAUAAAGUGA
Sinocyclocheilus grahami is the source of this 820-nucleotide messenger RNA. Its product is annotated as periphilin-1-like. The record is from RefSeq and is a predicted model, not a curated record. The transcript has 6 exons. Gene Ontology annotation, cellular component: nucleoplasm. Bases 146 to 820 code for a protein of 224 amino acids. NCBI's taxonomy places the organism in Eukaryota, Metazoa, Chordata, Actinopteri, Cypriniformes, Cyprinidae. Gene Ontology annotation, biological process: protein localization to heterochromatin; negative regulation of DNA-templated transcription; negative regulation of gene expression, epigenetic.